AGUUCCGUCGUGAAAAAUAAAUUUAUUCAAUCCGCCACGAUGGAUUAGACGUUGACCGCAAGAGGAGGUCUGUCCAGCUUCGGUUUCGUUCAGAACUCCACCUCCACUGUCGGAGUUUAUCGUUUUUUGUAAGUGGCGAGAAAGCGUCGACAAGACAGACCCUUUCUAGAAGCCACAAACACAAAGAAAGCACGACAAGCAGGAGGUCAGACGUAGAGUGGGGAUAUUCGACUCGACAAAAAUGUUUGUCGCUUCAGGAACCCCCUCCCCAGUAGAAAUAGAAAAUGAACAGGGAUGUAUUUUUGCGAGCACAGCUGCAACUCCGAAAUUCAGAUGGCCAAGUGCGGAGAGGACUACAACAGCUGCUCUCUAACUUCUUUCUUCGCUCAGGAAGCACUGGAGCUCCCGGAAGACGUCCCGUACUUCUCCUCCGAAGAACGCCUUCGUCACGCUUGUCUUUCGCGAGACUCGUAUCGACGGGUACGCAACGUUCAGAAUUCGGUCAGUAUGGUGCACCUGCGGCAGUACAAGACCACGGCAGUUAUCGACGUGGCCGACCGAAAGAACGACUUCCGGGGAAGUUUGAAGCGAUUCUGCGGGAACAGUUUGGCAUUGAAAACCCGACACCGAUUCAGGCGCUUGCAUGGGAACAAAUACCAGCACGUGACGAACACGAAAGCGAGGCGGCGGUUGACUCUCUGUCAAGCCCAGAACCAAACCUCCUGCCGGAUUUGCUGCUUAAAGCUGCAACGGGUUCCGGAAAAACACUGGCGUACCUUCUGCCCUUGAUCGAAAAGGUUCUGCGUCGGUCUUCCGGUAGUGGAAGUGAUGUGAAGACGAGAAAUCAGAACAUUUUUGCCGUGGAGGCGUUGAUUGUUUGCCCCACUCGAGAUCUGGUGUUUCAAGUGCAGAAGACCCUGGAAAGGCUGCUUCUGUAUCAUCCCGAGGUUCGAUUUUCAUUUUUGACCGCGAGUGGACAUCGAAGCAAAAAAAGUGGUGAUUUUUAUUCGUGUCUCGAGAUUCCAGCUUUGGACGCUGGGUGCAGGCCUGGAAAUGGCUCUCAUGGCGCUCCUGCGACCGCCUCGGCAUCGUCAAUUUCUGUCAAUGGAGGUGGAGGAAGCAGCUCCCGUAGCGGUGAUCUCACCCGGCUGCGCCUCGACUGUCCUCAGAUUCUGGUCGCCACGCCAGGAAAGCUUGCAUGGCACUUGAUGAACACGGCCGGGUUUCCGAGUUUUUUCCAAUCACUCCACACACUGGUCCUGGAUGAAGCAGACGCGCUGUUAGAUCUCAGCGGCUAUUUUCACCAAAUCAGCUUCGUGGUUGAGGCCCUUCGAUCGUCAAAAUACGACCCUGCGACGAGGAACGAAGAGGAUGCUGCCUUCGUAGCUGACAAAGUUGAAAUGGCAAGAACCCUUAAGGAGGAAGCCUGCAGCUACAAUCACUGCGCACAACCACAGCCUCAGAGGAGCGACAGUUCCAGUAGUAGCGCUUUUCAGACGAUACUUUGCUCCGCUACCUUUGCUUUUGAUCGCGAAAAACUGGCGGAAAGGACCUUGCUACGCCCUGGGUAUCGCACACUGGAUCCGAGCGAUGCGGAUGGUCAAGGUCGUGAGGAGCGUGUUGUUGAGAAUGAUCCCGCGUCAGAAAUAAAGUUGAAAUCUCCGGACGACGAAGCAGUGUGUGAUUCCGAGCAAGUAGACCGGCAGCUUGCUGCCACGACCCGAGACGAGCUGUAUCAUGUGUACGAGCCGACGAACCUAUGUCUGGAUCUGGUUCGGAUUUUGGAACAGGGGUCUGCAAUAAAGUCAUCUCACCGAAGUAGGACAACUGUGCAACGUUCAUCUCCACCCAAGCGCGCCUUGGUCAUCUUUCCUACGCGGCGAUUCCUGCAGUUUUUUUACGUUUUGCUAAAGCACUUUUACCAGCUUGAUGCGGAUUUGUUUGCGUUGCACUCCGCUCUAGCAGAAGAUAAGCGGCGCGCUGUCGUCAACCGCUUCACGACCACACAGGUAUCAUCUUCAGGUGAACAAAACUUCCGCCGACGUCGAGAAAUCCUUUUCGCUUCGGACGUUGCAGGGCGUGGGCUAGAUUUUUGCGGUGUGGAUCUGAUUGUGCAAAUGGGUCUGAGCUUCCUGGGCCCCGAACAAUAUGUGCACCGCAUCGGGCGGACUGGACGGCAUGGCAACUUUGGGCAGAGCGUUUUACUUGUGAAUAGGUUCGAAGAAAAAACCGCGCACUUCAGGGAGCUCACUACAAAAAACGCUUGCACAAAUGUGGGUGUAGCGGAGGUGGAGCAGGAGGCGGUGCUCGAGGGUCGUGUUUCUGAGUCCACAAAAAGAAAUAUCGAGAAUGCGGCUGGCAACAUGUCCACUUCUGGUUCCGGAGGAGAAAUAAACUGCAAGAUUAACAUGGGAACCACACAAACUAAAAGUACUACAGACGAUCCACCGUGGUGGGAGUACGAGCACUUUUACGCCAGCGCCGAUCUGAUGUACAAGUCAUUAUUGGCCUUUUUUGACCGGCAAAAGCACGAGUUGAAGCUUUCCCCGAACGAUGUGCACGAUCUUGCGUUUGACAUUCUGAAAAGCGCAACCCGGCUUCGCGGGAAGCGAAAGCAGUUACCACCCUUCUCUCCAGUGGACAAGGCGCAUCAGCUACCUGCGGACUUCUUUCCGCCCAAGGUGUCACGGGGACUGGCACAACGGCUCAGCCUAGCGAAGUGUCCGGACGUGCGUAUCAACACAAACGCACAACGGAUUGAACUUCUGGCAGCGUUGCCCAGCUAUCCAGGCUUCCAGAGUCGCUCUCUGCAAGACCGAGUUGUAGAAAAACGGCAGAUAGUACAACAUCAAGAUGAUUUUUUAGGUGCUCCCGAAGCGGAAGAUUGUGCUAGUUCUCUGUUGUCGCGAGCUGCCAGUGCAUGAAGUGCGCGAAAUCAAGAAGAAAUCUUUGUUCCCCAAAACAGGC
Molecule: messenger RNA, 2967 nt
Organism: Amoebophrya sp. A120
Lineage: Eukaryota; Dinophyceae; Syndiniales; Amoebophryaceae
Source: the annotation of a GenBank genome assembly